UUUUUUAGUCUUGAUAAGAUCACUGGCUAAAAACAUUCCGAGAUACACAACUCUUUUGAGAUGUUUUUUUUUUUCUUCUCUUCCAGGUUUGGAAAACUUCUUUAGAGGACAAUGAAGAAUUAUUGGUACCACCAGUUGUUACUUGUACUCCUCUCCUUGUAAUUUUCUGACUAAGAUCUGGUUCUGAAUAGGAUCUUUUGCUGACGACAGAUGUUAUACUAUCUCUUAUGAUGCUCCUGGGAAGAUUGUUUCGAGCUACAGGUGUGACAGAUGGUUUUACUCUAGGGUAUGGUACUGCCAUGAUCUAGACUAUUCUGUACCUUUGUAAACUGUUGUAAUGGGUCGAAGAUUUUUCAGCUUGCCACGAAUGGUGAAACUCACUUGCACUAGAGUCAAAGCGCUGAAAAGGUUUUCUCUUGUAGGCGUUCUUAGCAUGGAAGAGGUCUGUGUUUUAGUUAUAACAUAACUGUCCAAUCUAGCCUAGUUUCUGUGGCUAUCAAAUUUUCAGUAAUUGGUUCUAAUCUUCCUAUCAAAUUUUGUUCCAUGAAAUCAGGCUGCAAGAAUCAACUCUACUUCUUGCUUGUCUCUCCCACCAUCGCCAUCGCUCCAUGUUAUAUUAUUUUUUUCUAAUAUCUCUAGACAUUCAUCAUUUGAUCUAGGGAUAUCACUGUAAAUGUUUAUUUUGUCCAACUUUACUCUAUCAGAAAAUUUAUCUGUUAAAUUUUCAAGUUUGACAUCGUGCUCAACUUUAGUUUCAAUAAUUCCAAAAAGGUUAUAUGAAAGUAUUUCUUCCUGUAAUUUCUCUCUUGAAGAACUGAUAGAUGCUGAAAUAUCAUCCUACCAACUUUUAUUUGAAUGCUCAACCAAAGCAUCAAAUUUACUUUUUAUUUCUAUCCACUUGCCGUGAUAACUUAUAGAUGCAUCGAAUUCAUCCUCCAGUUCUUUUUCAUCAACUAGAAUCAAAUCACUUACCUUUUUCUCGAACUCUAAUAGAUAUUUAGCUCUUGCUUCUAGUUAUAUAAAUUCCUUCCUGAAUUUGGGAUCAUUUUCACCUAUUUUCUUUUUAACUGAACUGAAGUAGCUAAAGUUAUUAAUAAAUUUCUCCACUGAGCUCUUUCUAAUUUGGCAGUUUUCAACUCUUCAGCACUCAUUAUCCUUAAUUUCCAACACAAAAGAGAUUACACUAUUUAAUAUUAGGAAAUCACUUCAGGAAACAAAUGAGACUUUGUUCACUAUUUGGUAGUUUUCAACUCUUAAACACUCAUUAUCCUUAAUUUCCCCACAAGGGAUGCUACUAUGUGAUGUCGAGAAAUCACUUCAGGAAACGAAUGAGGCUAUGUUGAAAACUUUUACACCACAAAUACACAAAACACUUUUAUUGCUCUACAUAUACAUCACACUAUCAGGAACAAAGGACUACUACUGACCCUGGGUAAUUUCACCCAAGCCAAUAUCCCUUCGUUUACAACAGCUACAGUGCUGUUAAAUAACACGCAUUAACUCUACAAUCUAUAUAGAGGAAGUAGUAACGCUCUUUUGGAAACUGCCAAAAAUUAACUUGACGUACACGGCGGUGAAAAGUCGCGGGAAUUUCAAAAAGUAGGGGAAAGCGGAAGAGUAGUGGGGGCAACAACUGAUAAGCGGGUAAUCUAACCUAACCAUAAACUAUCAUUUAUAAUAAGCGUCCUUUCCCCACCCUGAAAGCCUGCGGGCAACAUCGAAAUCAUUACCUGAUAUUGUUUUUAUAACGGGUUUUAAGUAAUAAUUAUUUCUAUAAAUAGGUGACAAAGGGACCAGACGCUGAUAUUGAUAGCUUGAAAUUUAAUUUGAAAAUUAAAUAUUAGUUUUUCAGUACUCCUAAGUGUAAACACAUUUUGAAUAUAGCUUUAAUUAACUAUAUAAUUUAAUAAUACAAUUAAUAUAACUGUAAUGGUAAAUUUAAAACGAAAAAUUUAUAAAGAAAUCAGCGAGAGAUAACUUUUUUUCAUUUACUUGUUUUAUUUUACAUUAAAAUUAUUUAUAUUAUUAUAAUUUAUCCAAGCUAUUAACUGUUUUUAAUCUAGUGUAUGCUGUAGGUAUUUAUUUAUUUAUUUAUUUUAUUUGUAUAAUGAAUUAGAUAUCCUAUGGAAAUAUUACAAAAAAUAUUUAUGCACCUGUGUUUAAAAUUAAUUUAUCUGAUUGCAGCUUCCUUUCAAGGCGGACGUCCAAAUCAACUUGAAUUUCCUUUUUUUGGGCAUAGGCUAGUCGAAGACGAAAGGUAUGGCAUUUAUUUAUUUUUUAUUAUAAACAUGUUGAACAAAUAACAAGCAAAGUUUGGCGUCAUCUUAGUAUCCUUAGAUAAACUGCUGGUAUUGUUCCACAUUCUAGAGAGCUGAAAUAGAUAUUCAGCUGGUCUAUAUAUUCCAUUAUUAUUAUUAUUUUUUUAAAUCAAUGAUAUUAUUAUUGCGUAUUUAUUUUUCUUUUCUUUCAUUUAAAUUAUUUAUAUUUUCUGUAAAUAAGAUAUGAAUGUAUUCCUUUCUCAUUUGAACUAUUGGCCUUUAUUAUUAUAGAAUAUUUUACUACUCAAUAAAAUAUUUUAAAAAAAAAACGAUUAACUUGAGUUGGGUACCAAAAUAUCUCAUGGGGUCUUUACUAAUGAUAUCAUUAUAUUUCUACUAAUUAAUUAUUACUAAUAUUUAUUAUUACUUAAUAGAGUUAUUCAUUACUUUACUCAAAAAAUGUUAAUCAUUUCUUACUAUAAACAUAUUUAUUUAUUCCAAACCAUAAUAUUUAAAUUAUAAAUAAAUUCAUAUUCGUUUCUGGAGACAAUGAUUAGGUCAAUAGCUUAUUAUUAUUAGUCAGUAACUUGCUCCAAAUAAGGCGUUGAUUACCUGGAAGUUUUACGCCUUAAAACCCCAACAAAAAAACUUGCUCCAAAAACAUCGUGAAGAAAAAAUUACAUUACUAUUUUAUAGAGUUAUUUCAUUACUUUACACAAAAAAAUGUUAGUCACGGUUAGUUAAAUUUUUGGAGGUUGAACUGUUCACAUACACGCAUACUUGGAUAUUUGAAGGAAAAAGGGACCAUAAAAUGUAUGAAUCCUUUGAAAACUCUAUGAUGGACCUUUUGAAUCCUUGAUUAUAAAUUUUUCGAAUUCGGGACCCAUCUCGAGCUUUCGCGAUUAAUUUAGCGAAAAUGAGUACAUUAUUCUAAGGAACUGAUACUUGUGGGUUUUAAGAUGUUUUGGGAAAUAAAAUUAAAAUUGUUAACCAAGUGUGAUAAGAUAUUGAACUAAGUAGUGGAGGAGUGGAUAGAGGGGGCUACUGAAGUAUCGAGUACAACAGUAUAUUUAAAUACUUGUAAAUAUUUAAAUAUAAUAUACUUAGAACAAAUAAGGAUAGCCAUUUUUUGACCAAGCAUUGAAUUGUAGUUUAUCCUUUCUACUUAGUAAUAUAAAUCAUAAACGUCAUUUAAGAUUUUAUUUAUUAUUUAUUAUUGUUUAUCAUAACAGAUUUGACCAUUUCAGGGGAAUCCAAGGAUAAAAGUAACUCAAGGAUAAAUGACUCUGAUUCUAUAUUUGACAAUUUUAUACAUUUAUUAUAUAAUUUUGAGGAAUAAAAAGAAUAACAAAAUUAUAGAAUGUAACUGGUUAUUUAUUUUUAUUUUUUUUUUUGUUACAUUGCUUCCCCCAUCUCAAUUGGAAGGAAUGAGAGUCAACAUGAAAUUAUUUAUUUUUACAAAAAAUUAAUUUCUUCAUUUAAGUUGAAUAAAUUAUUCUGAUAUCAUUUAAUGGAUAUUUAUUAUUGCAUUGUUUUUUCACUAUCGCUGCAGGGUGUCUAACGAAGCAGCAUGCCCCUGAUUUUUCCAGGUCAUCUUUGAAAAAAAUUUCAGAUGAUCGAAAUAACAUUUUUAUUAUAAAACUGAUAUUUAUUAAUUUUAAGUAUUGUAAAAAAAAAAUUGACAUUUAAAAUACUUUAAUCUGGAAUAAUGGAGGCAAUAUAAGAAAAUUAUAAUGUUUACGAAACAUGUAUGUAAGAAAUCUAACAAAAAUUAAACAGCUAUACAAAUAAUCUUUCAAAGAAAACAUACAUACAUACAUACAUACAACCGUUUUCUUAAUAAAUAAUUUUAGAUAUUUUAUACAUUGAUUUUAUAUUCUGUUCCACCGUUUGUUUUAAAUGUCUUUAGUCUGUAAAAUUUCCUCACUUUUCGUGUUUUUCAUAGUAUUCUCUAUCUAUAUCCCGAUUUUUUCAGAUUUAAAAGUUUUCCUGACUUAUCCAUGCAUUCCAGAUUCGGUAGACGGUCUCUCGCUAUUAUAUUUUUAACAUAUAUAUUUAAUUUUUAUUAAUUAAUAAUAAGAGCUAACUGUUGAAGACAUGGAAUUUUGGGAUGACAACUUCAAAUACUUUAAUAGUAAAAUGUUAUAUUGAAACAUUUCAGGUAUUUGUUGGACUUGAGAGGGAGAAUGAGAAGUAUACCUGGCGAUCCAAUUAACGGCAAUGGUUAGUCAAAAUAUCAUAUGAUGAUAAUGAUUUUUUUUUGUUACAAUAUAUCAAACUAGAUAUUUUUUUUUUUUAAUUUUUAGACACUCGUUAUUUGGUACACAUGUGUAUCAAUGAAAACAACCGAGAGGAACCUUAUCUGUACCAACUUAUAGGAUGGGUGCCACGUAAUUCUCAAAAAAUGCGUGGACUCGUCUAUUCAACAGAUGGGGGAAGCAGUUCCUGGAAUUUGGUAGACGUACCAGGGCUCAUCAUUCUUCACGUACCGGUGUACAAGCCAGUGAGACCAGUUCGCCUUACAGGAGAAGGACUCCCUAAUUAUAUGACAAUAGGGGACAUCCGGGCUCAAAUGGGACCAAGGUAUUGAUUUAAACUUUUAUUAAUUUACACUUCUCAUUUAUUUUUCUUUCCUUCCUAUUAUCACAUCCUCAUACUUUAUUAAAAUAUUGGCUGUUUGUUACCCUGCUAAUCUUUCACACUUCAAUAUUUUCUGAAUAAUUCGUUAUUCUAUUCAUGUUUGAAUAAGUUAGUUAUGAUACCAGCCAUGAUGUAAAUACUAAAUUAUUUAAUUUUUUCCCCCACUUUGCCGACGGUUGAGCGGGGUAAACUGUGUUAUAAUCAUAUUUUUAAUAGGUUAUUGUCAACUUUCCAUGAAAUUCAGUUUAUUACUUCAAGAUUUUUAAAAAUGAAGUAUUGUAAGGCAUCUGACAAGUUGAAAUAUGCAUGCGAAGUUGUUGAGAUAGAUCGGUCACCGUAGAUAAAUAGUUAGACCGGGGGAGGAGGGAGGGGGGGCAAUUGCCCCAGGGAGCCUUUUAAACUACCAAUAAAGCAACUUUAUCAGCUAAAUUUAGAAUAUAAUAAAAUUCAAAUAUUACAUAAUACAUAACAGGUUAAGAAAUAUAUUUAUUUUUUUUUAGUGGGGGAGUUGACGUCGUUGCCCGGGGGCGCCGUUUGUCUAAGGCCGGUGUUCUCUCCAUUUGCUUUCAGACUUCCAAUCAUAUAAAUUCUAACAUUAAUUAACAAUUGUUUAACUUUGUAAACGGAAAAUGUCUGUUUUUGAUACAUCAAAAUUUAGGACGUCCCUUGGCCAUCUUCUUUCAAGAUGCUUCGGAGGAAGAGGGCGGGAUUAUUUUGGAUAAAAGGUUAUAAACUAGAGAGUUAGGAAUAAAAAAGGCAUAUCUUAUUCGGACCAAAUAUGAAACAAAUGGAAUAUUGAGGUCUUUAUGGAUAAUUGUAUUUGUGACAUGGUAACGGAGAAUUUUGGAUUGUAAGGAUUGGAUACGGUAAAAACUAUUGGAGCCCCAAACUUCGAUUUCCAAACGGGCCUGGUAAUGGUUGUGUGUAUGAGCUUCUCUUACAAUAUUGGAAGUUUAGAACGUAUGUCAAGUAAGUUUUGUAGAAAUCGGAAUCUGCUAAUCUUGUAUGAGGGUUCCAAGUAAAACAUUUGUCAAGAUUUAGUCAAGAUUUAAUUCGUUUUAAACAUUUUCAGGAACCGAAGAAACUAGCUCCGAGGUUCGACAUGGGUCAGCGGAGAAGCAGUCAUAACUUUUCUUUUAAAAAAGGCUUGGUUACACAACCUUUCAUUCCCUCCAUGUUUUAACUAAUACCUUUUCUACCUUUAAAUAUUUUUUUGUUUUGUUUUUUAUUUUAAAAUAUAUUCAUGAAUUAUAUGUAUCCCUCUCCCAAUUACUAACACAAAACUGUAUUCCUCAUUUUAUUCAACAAUUAUAUUUGAUUAUUAAACACAACUAAUUUUGUUUUAAUUUCUUCCUAAUCCUAACAAUACAUUAUUAUAUUAUUGUUAUAUUAUAUUGUUAUAUUAUAUUAUUAUGUACCUUUCGGCAAUGAUGGCAUCAUAGGAAAAAAAAAGAUUAAAUCCUAUAAAUGAGACUGGAGAUAUCUUUGAAGUGGAGUGGGGGAGUCAAUCCCCAAAAUGGCGAUGACCCACAUAGCCCUCCUCCCCCCUCUCCAGAAAUUAGAUUACUUUCUUCUUCGUAAAAACGUCGUUAGGGAAAGGAUAUAAAAAAAAAAAAGUUCCAUUUUUCAGAGGCACAUAUCAUGUUUCUUAAGAAUUCCAUCGUCUUAUACAUGUUUUCUUCUAACAUGGUCUGGAAGUCCCCCCACCCAAUUGAAACUUCACAAAAAUAUGUUUCUCCCCCAAAAUUUCAUAAAUUAAAACUGUCCCUCUUCAAAUACUUAGAAUACAACUGCGCCACGUCACUUUUAUAUGGGUAGCCCUUAGGAGUGCAUUCAAGCGAUUUUGUCAUAUCCUUAAAUUUUCUAAACGUUGACUGUUUAUUUAUUCAGUUGUAUUUGAGAGAUCAAUGGUUUCCUUUUUGGAUUC
Molecule: messenger RNA, 6825 nt
Organism: Nezara viridula (southern green stink bug)
Lineage: Eukaryota; Metazoa; Arthropoda; Insecta; Hemiptera; Pentatomidae
Source: the annotation of a GenBank genome assembly